Molecule: messenger RNA, 7227 nt
Organism: Centropristis striata (black sea bass)
Lineage: Eukaryota; Metazoa; Chordata; Actinopteri; Perciformes; Serranidae
Product: protein unc-13 homolog B-like
Exons: 40
Coding region: 231-5024 (1597 amino acids)
Biological process (GO): neuromuscular junction development; presynaptic dense core vesicle exocytosis; synaptic transmission, glutamatergic
Cellular component (GO): presynaptic membrane; synaptic vesicle membrane; presynaptic active zone cytoplasmic component
Molecular function (GO): syntaxin-1 binding; calcium ion binding; phospholipid binding
Source: RefSeq, a predicted model, not a curated record
AAAACCUGAGAUUGUGAUUAUGAGAGUUUUAAUAAUGGCGUGGCCGUGGCGGGGGGCUGCUGCUCUCUGCGCGUGUCCUGCAUCACAAACACACCUGUAAAUACCGACUGGGAACUUAUCAACGAUUAGAAAAGUAAUUUAAUGGUUAAAAUGUUACCGGACAGAGUGAAUCUCCGCUGAGCUUUAUAAACUGUGUCAAACUGCUGGAUUGUUGCGGGAAUUUCGUUGCCAUGUCGUUGCUGUGUGUCAGAGUGAAAAAAGCCAAGCUCCAAGGACCUCCAGACAAGUUCAACACCUACGUGACGCUGAAGGUGCAGAAUGUCAAAAGCACAACGAUCACGGUGCGGGGCGACCAGCCCUGCUGGGAACAGGACUUCAUGUUUGAGAUCAACCGGCUGGACCUGGGCCUUAUUGUUGAGGUGUGGAACAAAGGCCUCAUCUGGGACACCAUGGUGGGGACAGCCUGGAUUCCUCUAAAGAGUGUCCAACAAUCAGAGGAGGAGGGCUCAGGGGACUGGAUCUUUCUGGAUGCAGAGGUCCUGAUGAAGGCAGAUGAGAUCUACGGCACCAAGAACCCUACGCCUCAUCGAGUCCUGCUGGACACUCGCUUCGAGCUGCCUUUUGACAUCCCAGAUGAUGAGGCGCAGUACUGGACAGGCAAGCUGGAACGCAUCAACACCAUGAGGAUCCACGAUGAGUACCCUCUUCAGGAUGAUGUUCAGACUCGCCCACUGCCGUUUGCAGCCUCCCAGUGCUCUCUGGAUGACCAGGACAGCGCCGUAGAUGAUCGGGACAGUGACUACCGCAGUGAGACCAGUAACAGUCUGCCUCCGCGGUACCACACAACAGCCCAGCCCAACUCCUCCAUGCACCAGUAUCCCAUGGGGCCGCGGCAGCAGCACCACCACCCAGACUCCUGCACAGACUCCGUGCACAGUUUUGACCUGGACUACAGGGACCAGAGAGGAACCAGUCCAGUGGAAAGUAGUCGCUUUGGGUCAUCAGGAAACCUGAGUCAGACCAGCUCGCAGCUCAGUGAGACUGGCCACGAGAGUACUGGAGGGUCCGAACUGGAAGAGUCCUUCCACUCUUACCACAGCAGUAGCUUUCACCCCUCCACCAAUGGACAGCCACGCACCAAUGGACAUCAUCCCACCAAUGGACACUCUACUGUCGCUGAGAAGGAGAAACAUAGGAUGUCCCCUGAAGUAGGACGGGGCCUGAAAAGUGACACUCCAGCAGAGAGAGGGUCCGCUAAACUCCUAAGGUUCCACGAUGAUGGGGCGCCAUUACCCUUUUCCCCAUCCAGAGUUCGUUGGUUGAAGGCCAUCAAUAAAGUCAGAGUUCAGCUCCGAGAGGUUCGAGAUGAAGAACCAAAUGCUAGACAGGCUUGGGUCAAAUCAGGUAGCGGAUCUGGACUGUAUGGAAUCGACAGCAUGCCAGACCUUCGCAAAAAGAAGCCGAUCCCAUUGGUCAGCGAUGUGUCUCUGGUCCAAGCCAGGAAGGCGGGGAUCGCAUCAGCCAUGGCUGCACGCUCCUCCAUCAAGGAUGAGGAGCUGAAAAACCACGUGUACAAGAAGACCCUGCAGGCUCUCAUCUACCCCAUAUCCUGCACCACGCCACAUAACUUCGAGGUGUGGACUGCCACUACGCCCACAUACUGCUACGAGUGUGAGGGGCUGCUGUGGGGAAUCGCCCGCCAAGGCAUGCGUUGCUCCGAGUGUGGGGUCAAGUGCCAUGAGAAGUGCCAAGAGCUGCUGAAUGCAGACUGUCUACAGCGUGCUGCGGAGAAGAGCUCUAAGCAUGGAGCUGAAGACCGGACUCAGAAUAUUAUCAUGGCCAUGAAGGACAGGAUGAAGAUCAGGGAAAGGAACAAACCAGAAAUCUUUGAACUGAUCAGAGAAGUUUUUAUCAUCAGCAAAGCCAUCCAUGCGCAGCAGAUGAAGACCAUCAAGCAGAGCGUUCUGGACGGCACCUCAAAGUGGUCGGCCAAGAUCACAAUCACAGUGGUUUGUGCCCAAGGACUUCAGGCAAAGGAUAAGACAGGAUCCAGUGAUCCGUAUGUCACCGUUCAGGUGGGCAAGACCAAGAAGAGAACCAAGACCAUUUACGGAAAUCUGAAUCCUGUCUGGGAGGAGAAGUUCCACUUUGAGUGCCACAAUUCCUCCGACCGAAUUAAAGUGCGUGUGUGGGACGAGGAUGACGACAUCAAGUCGAGGGUGAAGCAGCGUCUGAAGAGGGAAUCUGACGACUUCCUGGGCCAGAGCAUCAUCGAAGUUCGAACGCUGAGCGGAGAAAUGGACGUCUGGUACAACCUGGAGAAGAGGACGGACAAGUCAGCCGUGUCAGGUGCCAUUCGCCUCCAAAUCAACGUGGAGAUCAAAGGAGAGGAGAAAGUGGCUCCGUAUCAUGUGCAGUACACCUGUUUACAUGAGAACCUGUUCCACCACUCCACUGAUAUGCUCGGCCAAGGUGUGGUGAAAAUCCCAGAAGCUCGUGGAGACGACGCCUGGAAAGUUUACUUUGACGACGUGGCGCAGGAAAUAGUGGACGAGUUCGCCAUGCGCUACGGGAUCGAGUCCAUCUACCAGGCCAUGACCCAUUUUGCCUGUCUGUCGUCUAAGUACAUGUGUCCCGGGGUCCCUGCAGUGAUGAGCACCCUGCUGGCCAACAUCAAUGCCUUCUAUGCCCACACAACCGCCUCCACCAAUGUGUCCGCCUCUGACCGCUUUGCUGCUUCUAAUUUUGGGAAAGAACGCUUUGUCAAGCUUUUAGACCAACUACACAACUCCUUGCGCAUUGAUCUCUCAACCUACAGGAACCACUUUCCGGCCAGCAACAAGGAUCGUCUGCAGGAUUUGAAAUCAACUGUCGACCUUCUAACCAGCAUCACUUUCUUCAGGAUGAAGGUCCAGGAGUUACAGUCUCCUCCCAGAGCCAGCCAGGUGGUGAGGGACUGUGUCAAGGCCUGCCUCAACUCUACAUACGACUACAUCUUCAAUAACUGCCACGAGCUCUACAGCAGACAGUACCAACCUGUUGACACAAACAAGGAGGAGCUUCCUCUGGAGGAGCAGGGUCCGAGCAUCAAGAACUUAGACUUCUGGCCCAAACUCAUCAUGCUCAUCGUCUCCAUUAUUGAAGAGGACAGGAACUCCUACACACCUGUGCUCAACCAAUUCCCUCAAGAACUGAACGUAGGGAAGGUGUCAGCGGAGGUCAUGUGGACAUUGUUUGCUCAGGACAUGAAGUACGCUAUGGAAGAACAUGACAAGCACAGACUGUGUAAGAGCACCGACUACAUGAACCUGCACUUCAAAGUCAAGUGGCUCAAUAACGAAUACGUCAAGGAGCUGCCAAGCUUUAAGGGCGUCGUUCCCGACUACCCAUCAUGGUUCCUACAGUUUGUGUUACAGUGGCUGGAAGAAAAUGAGGACGUAUCUAUGGAGUUUAUGCAUGGAGCCCUGGAGAGAGACAAAAAGGAUGGAUUCCAGCAGACGUCUGAGCAUGCUCUGUUCUCCUGCUCUGUGGUGGACAUCUUCACCCAGCUCAACCAAAGCUUUGAGAUCAUCAAGAAACUGGAGUGUCCCGACCCUAACGUCAUGGCUCAGUACAGUCGCCGCUUCUCCAAGACUAUUGCCAAAGUGCUCCUGCAGUACAGUGCCAUUCUGACCAAGAGUUUUCCUACUUAUAUCGACAAGGAGAAGAUUCCAUGUGUGCUGAUGAACAACGUGCAGCAGUUAAGGAUCCAGCUGGAGAAGAUGUUUGAGUCGAUGGGUGCCAAACAGAUGGACACUGAGGCCAGUGACUUACUGAACGACCUGCAGGUGAAGCUGAACAACGUGCUGGAUGAGCUCAGCAGGACAUUCGGGAACAGUUUCCAGAUCCGCAUCAAUGAAUGUAUGCGGCAGAUGGCGUCUCUGCUCUACCAGAUCAAAGGACCGCUCAACGCCAACAACAAAAACCAGGUGGAGGCCGACUCCGACAACAUGCUGCGACCACUCAUGGAUUUCCUGGAUGGAAGGCUCACACUGUUUGCCACCGUGUGUGAGAAGACGGUAUUGAAGCGUGUGCUCAAGGAGCUGUGGAGGAUCGUAAUGAGCAGCCUGGAGAAGACCAUCGUCCUGCCACAGGGCAGCGAUACCUUUGGAGCACAGAUUCUCUCGGCUGCUAAAGAACUGGGUCAGCUCUCCAAACUCAAGGAUCACAUGGCAGGCGAGGCCAAGAGCCUGUCUCCCAGGCAGUGUGCUGUCAUGGACGUGGCACUGGACACUAUCAAGCAAUACUUCCAUGCAGGAGGCAACGGGCUGAAGAAGGCGUUCCUGGAGAAAAGUGCUGAACUGUCCUCGCUGCGCCACGCUCUGUCCCUCUACACUCAGCCAACAGACACACUCAUCAAGACCUUUGUGACCACCCAACAGGCACAAGUGCACAAUGGAAAGGGUAUUAGGUUAACUCCCAAUGAAAAAAUACAGCCCAGCAGGGGUCCAGGCGUGGACAAGCCCAUCGGUGAGGUGUCGGUCCAGUUUGAGCUGCACACUCAUCCUGGGAACAAGGAGCGCAAAGUUUCUGUCAAAGUUAUUGGAGCAAACGAUUUGAAAUGGCAGACGUCGGGCAUGUUCCGACCCUUCGUGGAGGUCACCAUGAUCGGGCCUCACCUCAGCGAUAAGAAACGCAAAUUCCAGACCAAAUCCAAGAAUAACAGCUGGUCUCCCAAGUUCAACGAAACCUUCCACUUCAUUCUGGGUAACCAGGACGGCUUCGAGUGCUACGAGCUGCAAACCUGCGUCAAAGACUACUGCUUCGGCCGUGCAGACAGAGUGGUGGGCUUGGCCGUGAUCCAGUUAAAAGACGUCAUGGGGAAGGGGAGCUGCGCCUGCUGGUGUCCUCUGGGCCAACGCAUCCACAUGGACGACACGGGCCUCACCGCCAUGAGGAUCCUCUCCCAGCGCUCCAACGACGACGUGGCCAAGGAGUUCGUGCGGCUGAAAUCAGAGACUCGUUCGGCCGAGGAGGGAAGAUGAGGAGAGGAUCAGACAAAGACAGGAAGGAUGGAAGGAAGGAAGGUCUCCUGAUUUCACAAUAAGAGAGAAGGAGCUCAAAAAGCAGGGAAUACUUCCUCGUAGAUGGCCAUGAGGACUCUGUCCUAGACCUUUUUUGUGUCUUAGCUGCUGUUGACUGUUUGGUGACUCACUGUCACGUUCACACUCUGGGUAUUUUGGACAAACUGUGUUCAGUUAAACACAAAAUAUUUACCGAACUUCUGUUCUGUUCUGUACAGCACACAGCCACAUACACACCUGCUCACUCAACCUUCACACACACCAGCUGUUUCACCAGACAGUGACCACUUACUCUGUCAUUUAACCUCUUUUACCCCCCUCCUCCUCCUCUUCAUCAGCUGUAGAGGCUCAGUGUGCACGCUGCAGCCUCAUGGGAACAGACCAGUUCACAAACCUCCCCAGUGUUGUUGUGCAAUAACCCCAUUUAUUCCCCUUAAACCGUGGCCAUGUGUUUGAUGCCUUACGCUCUGCAAACUGUGAAUGUGUGAAGUAAAAGACCCCCUGUUCUGUAGCUCCACUGUGAUGGUUUGAGUAAAUGUGAAAACACUGUAUGGUUUAUUGCAUAAAGGGGGCUUUUGUUUGAAUGACUUUUUAAGGUUUAUGAGUUUUUGAAUAGAGCGGAAGUAAUAUUGUACUCAAGAGAAGGUACUAAUAACACUUAAUUGUACCCGUUAAUUUGAGGGAUUGUUCAUUUUAAAUGUGUGCCUUGCCAUAUUAACUUCCUGUUUCCCUGUACUUACUGUAGUUUUGGGGCCAAUGCUGAUAUCAGGGAGUAAAAGAUUUCACUCAGCCGAUAAGAGUAUAUCAUUUCCAAAUAACACAAGCAUUUUUUGUGCAUUAUAUUGUGUAAAAAAACUCCAAUCGGCGCAAUAAAGAUGUAUCUCUGAUAGGCCGAUACAGGCUUUAGUGAUCAUUUAGUGUAUAAUCAAAGUGGUAAAAUCAACAAAAAUGUGAUUUCCCUAUGAGAAAGUGUGGACACAAUGUUAAAGGUGAAUCCUUUUAUGGCCAUAUUUAUUUAUAAUAGCUCCUCUAACAACCCUCGUGUAACCAUGAUGGUGCAACCAUUAUUUAUUUUUUAUAUAUAUUUAUUUUUGUCUGUCCAUGAUUUGAUUGUUGUUUACUACUGGGGGACAGAAGAGAAGGAUUUGCACAGUCGGUUAUUCUGAACGAGUUGCUGCGGCAACAAGAACGAAGUGACAAACUGCUGUUUGUUAUGAAAUUAAUAACAAAGUUGGCGACUUGUGUCCUUGACUGACAAUAGUGAUAACUGUCUUUUUAGAAUUCUUCAUUUAUAGUAAUGAAAUAUGACAUGUUGAACUUUCAGGUAAAUACUUUUUCUUCCAAAAAAAAAAAAAAGGAUAUCUGAACAUUUGAACACGAGUGUAGAAUUACUUAUGGUUUACAUAUAUCUUCCUGCUCUGUCUUUGAGUGGCCUUACGUUGGGGAAAAACCAAUUAUGUGUAUGUUUUUAAUCUUUUUUUUUUAAAUCCUUGUAUUUCCUUUGGCUCUCAGUAAUGAGGAUCGGCCACUUUUUUGCCCAAAAUGAUGUCAAAUAAGUGAUGUUCCUUAUCAUUUUGUACUUUUUAUUGCAAACGUAACUAUAUCUAGGCUGGUUUUUCUUUUCAGUCUAUUUUAUGUUAUUUCAUUAAGUGUUUCCCUUCAAUCCUUUUUAAUAGUUUGGAAUAAUGUCAAUUAAAUUAUAUUUUAUGGGCAGGAGUUAUAUAUAAUAUGAGCAGUUUGCCAGUGAAUUUGUUCCUAACUGAUGGAAGAAUAUUAAAAUGUUACUUUUAACGAAGGAGAAUCUCAAUGUGUGCACAUUUUUAAACCGAUCACACUCUGUAGAAAAGCCAGAUCCCUCUUUGUUACAGUACAUUAUCCCCUGUGAAUACAAAUGUUUCAUAGCCAUUCUUUAAUAUAUAUGUUCCUUGUGCCAAGUUACAGGUGUUCACGUUUGAUCUUUUUUUUUAUUUCUAUGUUUUCUAAAUUUGUUAACCCUUGCACUAUCACUGAAUCACUGCAAUAGUUAACAAGAACAGUAUAUCAGUCACAGUAACUGGAUUUUUGUGGUGUUUUCUUUGUAUUGUCACUACUCUGAAAUGUUGUUGCCAUGUAAACAUUCCGAUUAAUGAAUUUUGUAUAAAGUAUUUGAGAAGUAUCUAUAAAA